AUGUUUGUGUUCUUCACUGGUGGCAUCGUGUUUCUGACAUUAAUUUUGAAUGGGUCUAUCACACAAUUUUUGUUGCGCCUGCUUGGUCUGGGAAAAUUAUCAGCAACGAAGCUCCGUGUAUUGAAGUACACACGAUAUGAAAUGCUAAACAAGGCAUUGGAGGCUUUUGGUGAUCUCAGGGAUGACGAGGAACUUGGGCCUGCUGAUUGGAUUACAGUGAAGAAGUAUAUCACAUGUUUGAAUAACUUGGAAGAUGAACAAGCACAUCCCCAUGAUGUUCCAGACAGGGAUGAUCACGUACAUACCAUGCAUUUGAAGGUUACUCGUGUGCGGCUUUUGAAUGGUGUGCAAGCUGCUUACUGGGGAAUGCUUGAAGAGGGACGAAUAACUCAAUCUACAGCAAACAUUUUAAUGAGAUCAGUUGAUGAAGCUAUGGAUCUUGUUUCUAGCCAGCCAUUAUGCGAUUGGAAGGGUUUGCGGUCCAAUGUUCAAUUCCCAAGUUACUAUAGGUUCCUUCAGAUGAGCAGGUUGCCACGAAGGCUUGUCACAUACUUCACAGUGGAAAGAUUGGAGUUGGGAUGUUACAUUAGUGCGGCAUUUCUCCGUGCUCAUAGGAUUGCGAGGAGACAACUACAUGAUUUUCUUGGUGAUAGUGAGAUUGCAAAAAUUGUCAUCGAUGAAAGUACUGCUGCGGGGGAAGAAGCCAAAAAGUUCCUGGAAGAUGUUCGGAUUACAUUCCCUCAGACAGACUUGAAGAAGCUUAAGAGGAACCCGCCGCUGGUGAAAAUGCCAAGAGUUAGGGAACUUUUAAACACUCAUCCUUUAGUCGGCGCACUGCCUGCUGCUCUUCGUGAUCCGUUGUUAAGUAAUACAAAGGAAACAAUAAAAGGACACGGAACAAUUCUUUACGGAGAAGGCUCAAGGCCGACUGGUAUAUGGCUUGUUUCGACUGGAAUAGUAAAGUGGACAAGUCGGAGAUUUAGCACCAGGCAUUCAUUGGAUCCAAUUUUGUCACAUGGGAGCACUUUGGGUCUGUAUGAGGCAUUAACUGGAAAGCCUUACAUUUGUGACAUCAUUACAGAGUCGGUGGUGCAUUGUUUCUUCGUUGAAGCUGAUACAAUAGAGCAAUUGCGCCAGUCGGAUCCUUCUAUUGAGGAUUUCAUGUGGCAGGAGAGCGCUCUUGUUAUUGCGAGGAUUUUUCUCCCUCAGAUAUUUGAGAAGAUGGUAAUGCGUGAGAUGAGGGUGCUCAUUUCUGAAAGAUCUAGUACGAACAUCUACAUUCUGGGGGAAGACAUUGAACUCGGGCAUAAUUACGUAGGCAUCUUACUGGAAGGGUUUCUGAAGACAAAGAACCUACAUUCUAUCAUGGCUCCAGCCGUGCUGCUGCCAUCAAACACUGAUCUGAACUUAUUUGGCCUUCAGCCUUCAGCCGUGAACCACGUAGACUACUGCUAUACUGCACCCAGUUAUCAGGUGGAAACUAGAGCAAGGGUCAUCUUAUUUGAGCUAGGGAGGCCGGGGAGAGAAGCCGAUCUGCAAAGAAGUGGAUCGCUGCUGCCUCCGUCCCUCGGACUGCCACGCACGCAGAGCAAAGAGCAUGUCGGUUUGCUGAGGUGGCCCGACAGCUUCAAGAGGUCCAGAGGGCCCGGAAACCCAAGCCUGGCUGACAUCAGAGACCAGCCUGGCAGCUACUCUGCCAGAGCCCUGCAAGUCAGCAUGUAUGGCGGCAUGAUGGAUGAUGACAUUGGCAUGCACCCUGCUCAGCGGCGGCGGCAGCCGAGGCCUGAUAAUGCGGAAGCAAACCAGAAGCACAGCGCAUCAUAUCCCAAGGUGCCUUCAGGGGCAUCCACCACCACCACCACACGGCGUCUGCUCUCUGUAAAGUCGGAGGGUUCCAAUGUGAUGAACAGGAAACCCGCUCCACCCCUCGCAGAAGGCCAGCGACUGCAACCCAGGGCGGUAGCGGAAGAUGGCAACUCGAGCGAUGAGUCCACGGGCGAAGAGAUUGUUGUAACAGUGGACUCUCCCAGCAUGCUCUCUCUACAUCCAACGCGCUCCAGCCCGCCGCGAGGCAACUGA
Molecule: messenger RNA, 2079 nt
Organism: Triticum turgidum subsp. durum (durum wheat)
Lineage: Eukaryota; Viridiplantae; Streptophyta; Magnoliopsida; Poales; Poaceae
Source: the annotation of a GenBank genome assembly